ACCACGUGACUCUUCUUCCUGUGACUCAGAUUCCUCCAGUUAAGCAGAAGCUCACUAACUUCUGUCCAUUUUUGAAUUUAUUUGCUAUAAAAUAUGCUGCGAAGGAAGCCAUCCAAUGCAUCAGAAAAGGAGCAAAAAAGAAAACCAAAGCUCUCUCUACAAAGGUCAAGCAGCUUCAAGCGCUUUGAGCGCUCAAAGCCACCAUCGUCACCGUUGGUUACUGAACAAGAGCCCAUUAUAAAUGAAAAUGCAGACAUGGCUGGUAGUACAGCAGCCAGCUCAGAAGAAGUCACCAAAUCUGGAAGCAAAAUAGGAAAGAAAUGGCGAGCAGUUAUUUCGCGUACUAUGAAUAGGAAGUCCGGUAAAAUGAUGGCGAAAGCUUUAUCAGAAGAUAAGAGUGAAAGUGGAGAAGAAUGUCCCAUGUCUCCAAUGACACCUGAUGAUCUCAUGUACCUAAGACUAGGGGACAGGUCCUCGUACUCAGCCAGUGAAUCAGAAGAGAACAUCAACAGUCCACUCAGCAGACAGACUUCAAGCAGUAAGUACCAUAAUUCUGAAGUCAGCCGUAGAGACAGUGUCCAAUUAGAGACUCCACCCCCAUACCUUGGACCUUUCUGUGGCCGGUCAAGGGUCCAUACGGAUUUCAUCCCAAGUCCAUAUGAUGUUGAAUCUUUUAAAACUUAAGGUAAGACAUUAAAAGGAGAUAUCAUUGACAUUAUUGAGAAACCACCAGUAGGGACAUGGACUGGCAUGCUGAAAAACAAAGUAGGAUCCUUUAAAUUUAUUUACGUGGAUAUUCUUCCAAAUGAAGUAGAACAACCUAGGAGAUCAAGACUGUUCACCAAGAGCAAAAGGCCGAAGCCCAAGAACCUGCAAGAGUUAUUGGACAGAAUUAAUCUACAGCAAGAGCUUACUUCCACAUUGCUGUUGAAUGGUUACCAGACUCUCGAUGACUUUAAAGAGCUGAAAGAGACACAUCUGAAUGAACUGAAUAUCCUGGACCCUGAGCAGAGAGCUAAAUUACUCACAGCUGCUGAGCUACUCAUGGACUAUGACACUGGAAUUGAGACAGAAGAGCAAGAAGAGAAUACUGAUGCACAACUCUCAAGCUCAGGUCCACUGUGUGAUAUUCCACGGGACUCGGGCUGCUACGAAAGUUCGGAGAAUUUAGAGAGUACACCAGAAGAUUCAGAAUUAAGUAUCACUGAGGAGCAAAUCCCAGAGCCUCCCGCUGAAAUUUGAGCCACAUCAUUCAACCUCAUUCAAUGGACUAUUAAGGUUGACAUGCAGGGGCUUCAUCAACGCAAAACACAGUAGCUUGAAAUCUGCAACUCUUGUAUCAAGCCACAACAUAUUAUAUCAUAAUUGAGGAAUGCUGUUAAUAGGAAAGCAUUUUUUAUUUUGUUUAUUGUUUAUUCUAUGUUUUCCUGCAUGAUAUUCAGCUUUAGAAAUAUUUGGGAAUAUUUUGUUGGAAUUUGUGUGGUAGAAAUCUUAUGCAUGUUCCAUGAUCAAAAUGGGAUUCUGUUCUCUGGGGAUUAAAGGACUGACAGAAGUGAGUUCUCCUUGUAAAGGAAGCACUUCAUCUGCACAUGUUUGCCCAUUUAUUUUAAUCAUUGAUAUUUCUUUAGUUGAAGCUGAUUCAAUAGAACAUUGAAGAUGUAAAGAUAAUUUCAAAAUCCCCAUUAUCAACAGGGGCCAUGUUCAUUGAUCAGAAAUGUUUGAGCAAAUUGACAACAGUGUUUUGAUCCACAAAGUCAGUGGACAAAAGAGCACAACAGUCAUCUUGAAGUUUUCUAUAAACCCAUCCUCUAAAGAUGGCAAUCACAUAAUGCACCUGUGGUUCUUUUUAUGACAAAUGGGCUCCUGGUGGUAGGUGCAAUCAUAUAAAAAUGAUGAGCUAUGCAUUUUAUGUAUAGUUCAUGAAUGGAUCAUUCAUCAUUUUGAAAUUCAACUAGUUUUGAUUGAAGAUUUUGUAUGAUGCCAGCCUAACUUUGAAAUGUGAUUUUUUUAAUAGGUCUGUAGCUUAUCUUUAUAUUUUUCUACUUAAUUUUAGAACUGGAGUGUACUUUGGUUUCAA
Messenger RNA from Amblyraja radiata (thorny skate), 2077 nucleotides. RefSeq names its product SAM and SH3 domain containing 3 (gene sash3). Lineage: Eukaryota; Metazoa; Chordata; Chondrichthyes; Rajiformes; Rajidae. Gene Ontology annotation, molecular function: protein binding. The record is from RefSeq and is a predicted model, not a curated record.